AUGAUAUUGGUUUGCGGACACAAUACUGUCUCAACCAGAUCAAGAAAUGGUCUGAGUCUCUCACCCAACAUCCCGCUGAAUACUGGUGGCUGGAGUUCUCACAUUCCUCUUAGAGCAAGUAAUGAGCCUACCAAAGUUAUCAUCAUCCUCGGCCGAAAAGGCGUGGGAAAAUCCAUAGUGUUGGAGGAUCUCACCAGUGCUCAGGGUCACGCGUGUGAUGUCAGAGGUCCUGGAACGACAGCAUUCCAGCUCGAAGAAUCAAUCAUCAACGGCGAGAAAUACUUCUUCAUGGACACACCAGGCUUCGACGCCGGCGAUGAAGUAGAAGCAUUCUUCGAAACUGCUCGAGGCAUAGAGGCUAUCCGUCACCACGCCACCAUAGUCGGGGUGCUUUUUGCUGCCAGCGUCAACUACUCUCGGGUUGAAAACCUCGACCGCAAGCUCCUCGAGUUUCUUGAAUUGUUCUGCGGGGACGAAUACAUUCCAAGAAUUACAUUCGUCACAACGCACUGGACUCACCCAGAUGCUGCUCAGUCCAACAGGUUCGCACAUCUUCGUUCCCUUUGGUGCAGCUUCUUGGCUAGAGGAGCAGGGUUAUAUCAACACGGUCGAAAGUACAACGAUCAACACGAGGAUACUGGGAUUUGCCUACCCUGA
This is a messenger RNA of Cladophialophora bantiana CBS 173.52, 657 nucleotides long. RefSeq lists its product as uncharacterized. Gene Ontology annotation, molecular function: GTP binding. The record is from RefSeq and is a predicted model, not a curated record. Lineage: Eukaryota; Fungi; Ascomycota; Eurotiomycetes; Chaetothyriales; Herpotrichiellaceae. The transcript is spliced from 2 exons. Bases 1 to 657 code for a protein of 218 amino acids.